ACCGGUAGGUGAUCUCCGGGGGGUGUCUGUUUGUGGUGACGCAGGAUACGGUUCUCCCGUCAUUGGACACCGAAACAUUACGACCAGCCUCCAUGGUAUUCAGUGACAGGCCUGUCGCCUCCUGUCCAAAGGUUGCUGCUCAGUUUUCCCAUUUAGCCAUAACGCUCUGCAAAGCGUCUGCAUCCUGCAUGAUUUUAAGUUUCAGCAUUGGCCUAAAAGCUUGCAGAUAUGGGGGGAGCGGUGAGCGCUGGACAGGACAAUGAUGAGCUAAUUGAUAACCUGAAGGAGGCUCAGUAUAUUCGAACAGAGGCUGUGGAAAAUGCUUUCCGUGCCAUUGACCGUGCAGAUUAUUACCUGGAGGAGUUCAAGCAGAAUGCAUAUAGAGACUUGGCCUGGAAACAUGGUAACAUCCACCUAUCAGCCCCAUGCAUCUACUCCGAGGUGAUGGAGGCCCUCGAUCUGCAGCCGGGACUGUCAUUCCUAAACCUGGGCAGUGGCACGGGCUACCUGAGCACAAUGGUGGGGCUAAUCCUGGGGCCCUUUGGCAUCAACCACGGAGUAGAAAUCCACAUUGAUGUGAUUGAAUAUGCCAAGGAGAAGCUGGACCUGUUUGUGCGCACUAGUGACAGCUUUGACAGAUUUGACUUCUGUGAACCUUCCUUUGUUGCUGGGAACUGCCUGGACAUCGCUUUGGACUGUACGUAUGACCGUGUGUACUGUGGUGCCGGGGUGCAGAAGGAACAUAAGGAGUAUAUGAAGAAUCUGAUCAAGGUUGGCGGGAUCCUUGUUCUGCCUUUGGAGGAAAAGCUCACCAAGAUCACUCGCACAGGGCCAUCCUCCUGGGAAACCAAAAAAAUCCUUGCUGUGUCCUUUGCUCCCCUCAUACAGCCUGACAAUGCAGAAGCUGCAAAGUCAAAGAGUCUGCGACUACCUCUGCCGAAUAUCUGCUCCCUCCAGGAUCUUACUCGAGUCACCAUCAGGAGACACAUGAAAAAGAUCAUAAGCCAAGCUCCAAACGGCCGGGGGGAUGGGGUGCUGAAGAACCCACCACGCUACAAGAGAAAAAGAUUGCGCAGGCGCCCCUUGCAGACUGUUGUUUAUCUGGAAGAGGGAGGCUUCGUUUGCAGGAUCCAGAAUUCCUUCGAUGUUAAUAACAACUGUGACGAUGUAGAGGAUGAUGUGACAGAGAAAGACGAGCAGGGGGUUAUUGAAACCAAGCCAGACCCCCCUGUUAACUUUCUUCGUGAGAAGAUUCUGUGCCUCCCCCUUCCUGUGCCCUUAAAGUACUAUCUGCUAUAUUACCGAGAGAAGUGAAGGUCGUGCCCAAUGCAGUCUUGGGGUCACUAUGUUUCAGUGGGCACUUACAGCACCCGUGACGUCACUGCCCUGGGUGUUGGUGCGGCUUUUCUUCCUCCUUUUACUAAAUCCUGAUGCACAGGUUGCUGCUUUCACUCAGAAGACCGAGUGUCCUAUGGCUUGCUGAGGAUGGAAUUUCCGUGAUUUUAAUUGGCUGGGGCAUUGGACCCAAUUUGGGUUUUUCUGCCCGAAAACCCUUGACAUGCCUGUUACUGUACUAAACAUGUUGCCUGUUUUGUGAGAUUGAGCUGAUGCUUUGCCAGAUCUCUAGGAUGUAUUCAAUAGGUCCUGCAUGUAAAAAGCAAUGUAAAACACCAGGCCAGCCAGCUUUAGGUUAGAGGUGUGUAUACUGGUAAAACUGCGCCUAUUUAUGUGGUGUAGUGACUGUUCCAUCCGUGUUUUGCUUAAUUAUAGUAACCUUCGCCUCUGUUCCGGUUUGGCUUUUAACGUUUGGAAAAUAAAGGAGACUUCUGUUAUCCUUAUGGUUAAGGGGAAUACAUUUUUGGUUGAGGACAAACGCCUUUCUCGGCACUUGGUCCUGAUAUUCAGGGUCCUGUCCAACUCUCAACAUAGAUGUGCUGUUGGAAUGAGUGGGAGUUUGUAUGAUGAGGGAUACGCACAAUGUUCUAGAAUGUUUUUUGGUGCUCCCUUGCUAUUGGUCUAUGUCGUGCCUUUUUAUGGUUGGUAUGAGGGGGUGGUCAAGUCCAGACUGAGCUCCAAAAUAAGCUCUUGCUAUUCAAGUACACAGAGUCCCAAAACAACCGGCACCCCCCCCCCCCCCCGUCAAGCUAUUGGUCUCUUUGUGUGGUUGUUUGUUUGUUUUUGGAAUGGAGGGAGUGCUCAGCGCAUUAAGCGCAUUACAAUCAAUGUCGUUUUUUUUUCUCUUUCUGUAGGUUUCCAGACACUCACCCUUCAGAGCUUACAUUGUUAGCAUCAUUUCAUUUAAAGGAACACAGAUGAUAAAAUAUCAGGAUAAACAACUGCCAUGGUCUGUCUGUCCUUGUUUGUCAGUAAGUUCCAGUCUUGAGUCUGUGGCUCAAUAGUAUGUGAAAUUCAAGAUUUAAUGCUUGAUAUUCACUGGGAGACAUAGAGCUCCAGUUCUGGUAAUUUAUUGCCACGAGGAACUAUUAUACUGCUUUGCUGACUACAGAUCCUCCUAUAUACACACCUGCUUGGUGUAAAUAUCCACUUAUGAUCAGACUAUAGGAAGUCUUCUAAACCCCACUAUUGUCUUCAUUGUUAUAGGUGAAACACAGCCCGAUACCCUACAGGUACUUGUUUUGCCCCCCCCCCCCCAAAAAAAAAAUUCUUCAAAGAAAUUUCUAUUCCAACUCCCCUAUAAAGGUGUAACAUGAAACUGAACUGUUGCACUUGUUUUAAUAUUGUAAUCUGUGUGCAAAAUAUAAUAUAUGGACUUUUAUGUUGUUUGUAGUUGAAGAGUCUAAAGUAAAUAAAUGGACAUUUUGUUUCA
Messenger RNA from Xenopus laevis (African clawed frog), 2827 nucleotides. RefSeq names its product MGC83799 protein (gene pcmtd2.S). Bases 229 to 1314 code for a protein of 361 amino acids. The record is from RefSeq and is a predicted model, not a curated record. Lineage: Eukaryota; Metazoa; Chordata; Amphibia; Anura; Pipidae. The transcript is spliced from 7 exons.